AUGUCCUCGCCGCCCCCUUCCAACACAUUCUCACAGGAAGACGUCCAGUCCCAUGUGGACCAGACCGUACACCAGCUGAAGGAUACUUGGGGUUUUACCUCUCGUGCUCAUCGUCUUGCAUUCCUGGCCCAGGAUACGUCCUUAUCCAAAUUGCCGGAAGACACCCCUGAUGAAGAAUACGAAGAGGCUGAAAGAAGCGAGCUCAUCAAGCGAGCAUUCUUCAAGGGAACAGAAAAACGUAUCGGAGACAGGAUCAGGUACACUGCCGAAGAGCCAGUCACGCAAGACAGCUUGGGAAAUAGCAGGACUCCAAUGCAGAUCGAAACAUCAUCUGUAUUUGCUGAAGGACAAGAGAACCCCCAGAAGUGGCUGGUUGACUUUACGGCUUCCGUAAUCGAACAAGGUCAACAGAACGUCGUUUCGAAUGCAUUGCUGGGGUUGAACGAUCCACUUUCGCCGGCCCAUGUAAUGAACGCGAUCGUGGGAGACAAGCUAAACAAUAUACUUUUGCAAGACUAUGGGAGUGCACUUGUGGAGUUUGAGGACUCUUGCAAAGACAUGUCGAUAGAGGACCUGGAGAAGCAGCUCGAUAGAAUGUCCGGUUUCCCCACUCCAAAACAGGAUCGAUCAACUUGGCAGAAGCUGGCUGUGUGGUCUGAGAAUGCCGAGUUGGUCGGCCAUCUCUCAGGCGAGGUCAUAGGGGAAUAUUCUGUAACGGGCGAAUCUCUCAACUCGACAUCUUUGGAAGUUGCCAAGGAGGGGUUGCGAAAGCAACUGGAAGCAAAGGAAAGCUUAUUCCAGGGAAUAUAUGGGGAAGCGGCUCCAGAGGAUCUGAAUGAUACCGAUAGCCUUCCGGAGGGGGCACACGCGAUGAACGAAUACUUACUCGACGCUCCAAGCAUGAAGGCAUAUAUGGAGUUCCAGCCGCUGUCCCAGACCAUCGAAGGCCUCAGCAGCAUCUUUAUGUCGAAUGACCGGUCGCAUCACCCCGUAGCACAAGAUAUACUAUCCGCCCUCCGCAACAAUACCAGAAAAUAUCCCUACAAGAGCUCAGGAAUCUUGUCCAAGAUCGAUGAUGCCAGAUUAUCCCUCUUCAAAGGGGUUGAUCAGCUCACCGCUGCCAUAUCCAACAAUCCCGACAUGCAGUUCUUUCGACAAAAUGGAAUGGCUCCUGAUGAGAGGACCGUUGAUUGGAGUCAACUGACUAUCCGACUCGUGGAGGAAGAUUCUGUCGAUGCGCCUUCCAAGCUUGAGGAGCUUCGGCCAAGGCGCAUGGAGGAUCUGACCAGCGGGCUUGAUGGAGAGGACGAGAAGGGGACUGCAGACGACGAGAAGUCGGAACUGCCAUCAGCGCACGAAAUGAGCUAUCUGACGUAUUAG
This is a messenger RNA of Cryptococcus wingfieldii CBS 7118, 1380 nucleotides long. RefSeq lists its product as hypothetical. Lineage: Eukaryota; Fungi; Basidiomycota; Tremellomycetes; Tremellales; Cryptococcaceae. The transcript has a single exon. The record is from RefSeq and is a predicted model, not a curated record. Bases 1 to 1380 code for a protein of 459 amino acids.